GGUCUGGGCAGGGUUAGUGUGUGACGUUGUGUGUUCUGGGAGUAUGUUGAGCUCCCAGCAGCUCUCAGUCAUUCACUCAGCUCUCAGUCACACUCGGAGGAGGUUUUGCUCAGCGAUAACCACACAAAGAAGGAACAGAGACAGCAGCAAGACAUCUGAGGUUAAAAAAAGAAGGAAAACAAAAGAGAAGAUGGCAAUUGGAAAGGACUCCAGGAAGAGCUCAGUCCGAAGCUCCAUAAGGGCCCCCAAGUUUCUGGACAAAUCCAGCGGCUUCUACGGUCGCCUCGAUGAGCUUGACAUGCCCACAGAGGGAAGAGGAGUGGAGGAGAACAUGGUAGAUGAUAGCAGCAGAGUCGAAGUAACUGUGGUGCAGAAUUCUGGGCCUGAUGAGAGAGGAGAAGCCGAGGAUUUCACCGAAGGCAUGAUGGAAGACGACGGCGAGACUCUCCUGGAAAGGAAGCCCAGCCGUCGCAGCAGCAGGUGGAGGAGAAGCUCCAGGAGGAAGCAGAAGGAGGGGAAGGCCGAGGAGGAACAGGCCAGAGACGAGAGGCCGAGCCUGGGCACGGAGAGUCUGGAGGUAGUGGUGGAAGCCAGGGUGCAGAUGGAGAUAGAGCUAGAGAAGCUGAAGAAGAUGGAGGAGGAGAACGGGAAGGAGCCCACGCUUGUUCACUUCCCCGUCCGGGAGGAAGCCGACGAUCAAGUCCUGAUCCGAGACAAGAAGAGGGGAAGAGAAGAGGAGGGAGAGGAGGAGAGGAAGAUGAGGAGGGAGCAGGAGGAAGGGAUGAAGGUGGUGAAGAGGAAGAAUUACCGCAAGGCCUUGGACCGAGCGCUUCGUCGCGGCUGGGAGGCCUUCAUCACCAACCUCUACAGCGUCACGCUCACACCCGUGAUGUCCUCCCCGUCCCCGACGUCCCCUUCGUCAAAAAACAAGCUUCAGCAUAACUCUGUGCUGGCUGAGUUUCAGUAGGAAGACACGGACAAUGAAAGCAAGCCCUUUUUUUUAGCAUUCAGUACAAUUAAACCAGGGUCAUGCUGAGUUUUUUUCCUGCCACUGAACAGCGAUGGACGAUCCUGUCUGUGUGAUGUUUGCCUUCAGUGUCUGAGUCCUGUGAGUUAGUUACUGAGUCUUAGUUACUCAUUACUACUGCCUUAUCACAUGAGUUUGCACAAACACUGCAGGUUUCCACUUUUAUUUAAUAAGAUGAGCUGCUGAUGUUACAGUGAAGUCUACAGACUGGAAGAAUCUGGUCUUUAUGUGACUGAGUUAAGCAGCUUCUGAUUUCAGAUUUUAGUCAGAGGUGUAAAUUAGCUUUACAAAUUAGCUCAUGUCCACUGUUAAGAGCUUGCAGUGCAAUUAGCCUCCGCUUCCUUUGGGUUUACGUUAUGAAACGAGUGUUGAUCUGUAACCUGAAUGAGUGGAAGAUAGCCAUGACUGAUGAGUGGACUUUUGUUCUGGAGAUAUUCACAUAUCUGUGUGAUAAUCGCUGCUAUUUAUGGUGUAAUCAGUCAAGGUUAAUGACAGUCAGUGUUUAGAUAUUAUGAUCCACGUUGUCAUGCACAUUUGUAUUCUAAUAUUUAAGGAGAGAUUUCAGCAUAAAACACAGAUUUUAAUUUUUACUUUUUGCCUAUUGCGUAAGACUUACAAGUCACCCAGUACGGCUUGUUAGCGUCGUCCUCAUGAGAUCCCUGUGUUUGUUCUGGUGAAGGUUAUUAAACCUGAAGGACUGAGCAGGAGAGUGUAUGUAUAAGUGUGUAUUUGUACGAAAAAAGCUGAACGUGUUGUGGUUUCUAGCUAUAAGUUAAUAUUUAAUCCACCAGCAGGACCUAAUGUACAUUUUUCUGUAUUUUUCUGUAUGUAUUCUGAUUUUAUAAAGAAGACCACAGCUGAAAUUUCAAACCCUAUUUAAGAACUAUUCAUGAUUUACCUUUGUAGAAGUGAAAAUGAUAACAUUUGGAAUAAACUUGACGGAAUUUUUAAUGUAA
This is a messenger RNA of Acanthochromis polyacanthus (spiny chromis), 1983 nucleotides long. RefSeq lists its product as uncharacterized. The record is from RefSeq and is a predicted model, not a curated record. NCBI's taxonomy places the organism in Eukaryota, Metazoa, Chordata, Actinopteri, Pomacentridae. The coding region runs from base 44 to 967 and encodes 307 amino acids. The transcript is spliced from 3 exons.